Molecule: messenger RNA, 999 nt
Organism: Pocillopora verrucosa
Lineage: Eukaryota; Metazoa; Cnidaria; Anthozoa; Scleractinia; Pocilloporidae
Product: mu-type opioid receptor-like
Biological process (GO): G protein-coupled receptor signaling pathway
Cellular component (GO): membrane
Molecular function (GO): G protein-coupled receptor activity
Source: RefSeq, a predicted model, not a curated record
AUGGAGAAUGCCAGUGAAAAGUUCUGCCCACAGAUAGGAGACUCGAUAACGGUCCCGUACCAGGCAACAGACGCAAUUCAGAGGGCGACGCUAUUCGCGAUCAUUAUAAACUGUUUAAUGUGGCCAACGGGAUGUGUUGCCAAUUGCUUUGUGUUCAUCACAGUUUUAAGGAAGCCACAAUUACGAACGGUAUACAACACAUCUGUACUGUGUCUCAUCGCCGCAGAUUUGUGCGUCAUUCUGUUGGCACAAACUUCCAACAUUGUUUACUUGGUAAACAAGUUUACCACUGGCGACUACUCGUGUUCUCUCUUCUUUAUUUACAACUUGUUUACCUGGCUGUGCCACGGAUUGUCUUUCUUCACCUUGUUGUUUAUAAGCAUUGAACGCUACUUCGCUGUUUUUCAUCCGUUUUGGUACAAAGAAUCGGUGACUAAAACCCGUAUAUUCUGUGCCAUUGUAACCACUUGGGUCAUCUGCGGGGCAUUAGUUAUAAUUCUCAAUUUUAUGCCGAGCAUCCCUCAUUCAGUUAGAACUGUCGUGAUGACAUGUCUUUUCCUACCAAGCAUCUUAUCAACUGUGGUUAUUUACCUCAAGAUAUUUAGGGAAAUUCGGGGUAAUACCGCACAAGUCGGUCCUUCCGUUCAUGGGUCUCCGGCCGAAACCCAGGUCCGCAAGUCGUCCAAAACUGUGGGUGUUAUAAUAGGGGUACAAAUUAUGAGCUUUUUUCCAUGCAUCUGUUUGAACAUUGUGCAGAUGUUGUCAUUUGUGCCUAGCGUUCUUUUAAUCCAUGGUAUCUUCCCAUUUGCUGAGGCCGCAGCAUUCAUGAACGCAGUUCUGGAUCCUAUGAUUUACUUUUGGCGAAACAAAGAAGCGCGCGGUAGUCUAGUGGAACUGAGACACAUCAAUAUCUGCAUGAAGUCCAAGACUGAUGUGAGUCUUUCACAAACGGAGAAUUCUACUGUUGUUAUACAGCUUAAGGACUACGGAAGUGGUUAG